Molecule: messenger RNA, 2121 nt
Organism: Spodoptera litura
Lineage: Eukaryota; Metazoa; Arthropoda; Insecta; Lepidoptera; Noctuidae
Product: glucose dehydrogenase [FAD, quinone]-like
Molecular function (GO): flavin adenine dinucleotide binding; oxidoreductase activity, acting on CH-OH group of donors
Source: RefSeq, a predicted model, not a curated record
AUUUAUAUGUGUGUGUGCGUGUCUCUAUCCAACGGUUAGUGGUUGACCGGCCAGCUAUGCACUCACUCGUAAUCUGGUAAAUCGUUGUGUUAUAUCGAAGAUUUAUGUAUACAAAAUAAUAUAACUUAAAUAACAUCAGAAGAAAUACAGUAAACGGUGAAAAUGUCGUGGGCGUGCAAUCCAGCUGUGACGUCAAUGAUAGUGGACAGCUACCAGGUAGCUGGGCCAUUAUUUGUGCAAACCCUACAGACUUUGUUCGCAGCCCAAUGUGCUCUAACAAGUGAUCAUCUAUGGCCAGAUGACGCUACGAAAUCAGUCCUUCAAGAUCCAAACUACGACUUUAUAGUAGUAGGCGCUGGUUCUGCGGGCGCAGUGGUCGCCAACAGGUUAAGUGAAGUGCCCGAUUGGAAAGUACUACUCGUUGAAGCUGGAGGCAACCCCGGGUUAACUACUGAAGUUCCGCAACUAUUCUACAGUAAUAUGGGCACUUCGUUUGAUUGGGGCUAUAAAACGCAGCCUCAGAAUGCUUGUAAAAGCUAUACAGCGAAGGGCUGUGCUUGGCCUCGAGGUAAAGUGUUAGGAGGAAGCAGUAGCAUAAACGGCAUGUUCUACGUCAGAGCCAACAAGGCAGACUAUGAUGAGUGGGCAGCCGACGGCAACUAUGGAUGGAGCUACGAUGAAAUAUUACCGUAUUUCAUGAAAAGCGAAAAUUUCACUGGAGAAUUCACUGAAGAACGAAGCAAAUAUCAUGCUCGCGAUGGUCCAAUUCAUAUUGUCGAAGCUACAGAACCAAAUCCAUUCGAACAACUUACUAUAAAAGCUGCUGUAGAACUUGGACUGAAGAAUUUAAGUGAUAUUAACGGUGCUGAUCAAAUGGGUAUAACAGCAUGUCAGUCUAAUAUUAAAGACAAUUAUAGAUACAGCACCGCAAGAGCCUUUUUGACCACUGUUAAGGACAGGAAAAAUCUACAUGUGAUGAAAAAUGCUCUUGUUACUAAAGUUUUGUUCCACCCAGGCACGAAAUCAGUUAAAGGUAUACAGAUUAGUAAAAAUGGACAAGACAUUAUUGUAAACGCUAAGAAAGAGGUGAUAUUAUCAGGUGGAGCCAUCAAUUCUCCACAAAUUUUAAUGCUGUCAGGUAUUGGACCGAAACAACAUUUAGAAGAUAUGGAUAUAGAAGUUAUUGAAGACUUACCUGUGGGUGAAAAUUUACAAGACCAUGUGUUUUCUCCCAUACUCUAUGCGAUGGAAGCUGAUGAGAAUUUAACUUCAAUUGAUGCUAUUUCUUCUGCAUUUGUACAGUAUAUUUUGAAAGGAACAGGACUAUUAAAGAAUACUAGCCCACAUAGGAUUAUCAGCUUCAUAAACACCACCCAUCCUGAUUCUUCAAUGCCGGAUAUUCAACAUCAUCAUUUAGUUUUACCACCGAGUAUCUCAAAUAUGAUUGACGUUUUUGAGAAGCACGGUUUAAACGAUAAUGUUUAUCAACAAUUUUCAGAGCUAAACAAGAACCAUCUUGUGAUGCUUGUGUUCAACAUUGUGUUACGUCCAAAAUCGAAGGGAAAAAUUCUUUUAAACAGCAAGAAUCCUCAUGAAUACCCACUGAUACACGCAAACUACUUCGAUGACCCAGAAGAUAUAAAGACUAUAAUAAGAUCAAUGAGGCAAUAUGCAUUGAGAUUAGGUGAAACUAAGACGUUUGAGGCAUCUGGAUUGAAAUUGAAAUGGCUUAAGAUCGAAUCGUGCGAAGCAUUUGAGAAACUAAGUGAUGAAUAUUUGGAAUGUAUAGCGAGGGAGCUUACGUUUUCUCUGUACCACCCGACGAGUACUGUGAAAAUGGGACCUAAGACUGACAAGGCGGCUGUGGUAGACCCAGAGUUGAGGGUGCACAAUGUGAAAGGCCUGAGAGUGAUAGACGCCAGUAUAAUGCCCGAUGUCGUUCGAGGCAACACUAAUGCGCCCACAAUUAUGAUUGCUGAGAAAGGAUCUGAUUUAAUCAAAGAAGCAUGGCUGAGCAAACACACUGAACUUUGAUGCGUGUUUUGAGUGUACCAAGUCAUAGCAGUACGCAAUAAAUUGUGAUAAGUGUUUCAUGUAAAUAAUAAAAUAUUUUUUUAAUGC